Molecule: messenger RNA, 1379 nt
Organism: Doryrhamphus excisus (bluestripe pipefish)
Lineage: Eukaryota; Metazoa; Chordata; Actinopteri; Syngnathiformes; Syngnathidae
Product: otoraplin-like
Biological process (GO): cartilage condensation
Molecular function (GO): protein binding
Source: RefSeq, a predicted model, not a curated record
CCGGCCUGCCUGUGAUGUGGGGGCACCACCCAUCUGUUUCCCCUCGGCAAGAGACACGCUUUCGCUCCCAAACUCUCCAAAGUUCUCCUUGUUGGACAUCGUUUGGUAAAAAUGAGGCACCCACUGGUGAUCGUGCUUUGCGUGGGGACACUGUUCUCCACGCCGGAGGCCGCGCCGAUGGAGAAACUAGCAGAUAAGAAGACGUGCGGCGAUGAAGAAUGCUCAUAUGUUCUCUCCAUGGCCACGGCUUUGGAGGACUUCAUAGCUCCAGACUGCAGAUUCAUCAACAUCAAGAAGGAGCAGAAGGUGUACGUGUAUUCUAAGCUCCUACCAGAGGAGGGCGCUGGAGUCUUCUGGUCUGGCAGUGUGUACAGCGAGCGCUACGUGGACCGGAUGGGCAUCAUCGGGUACUUCCCUGCCACCCUGGUGAAGGAGACGCUGAGGUUCAGAGACGACACGGUUGAGCUUCCAACAACAAGCUUGGAUUUCUCCUGCACUUAAGUUGGACGUGGUGGGGCACACCCUGGACCGGGGGCCAGCCGAGGACCAGUAUUGACCCUUUAGUUUCUUCAAAAACACAUUCAGUGCUGAUAUGACAUUUCUUAGAUUCCAAUGUUUACCAUAUGCCAAAUGGUCCCCGGGCCGCACUUUGGACACCCCUGAUGUGGAUGAGAUGAUGGAUAGAACAGCCUUGUCAGUCUCCUGUGGCGAUGGCCACAAUAGAUGGCCUGGGGGCCACGCCCGCCUCCCCGCAGUUUGUCAUCUGACCCCCCCCCCCACCCAAAAACCCUAGACCAGUCUCAAAUGUCGGCGCGACCAAGACUCAUCGAUUUCUGCUGUUUUGCCUCAAGGUGACAACGCCAACUCUUUAAACUCGUUUAUCCAAUUAGCUCGCUCACACAUCAGCCCCCCCGCAUCGCCCCCCCCUCCCUGGGAUCAAUAUGCCUGAUGACAUUUCCACCAAAACGUCAUUAGUCAAGCUAAUAUGCUCUUUUUCCAUCACAAGCAAAGCGGCACACAAUCAAGCACACAGAUAGCUGGAGCUUCAGGCGGUCGCCAUGGUGACAGUCCAAGAUGGAGGCGCGUGCGUGCGUCAAGGAGCAGCUGCCAAAAGCAGACGCAUGACGCAAAAGUACACCGCAUGCUUUUGACCAGUUUUUCCAAAGCGAGGCACCCUGCCGAGCUGCUGAUGGCGACUCACGGGAAACGGCCCCAGCUGUCUGACGCCUGUCAAUCAUCACCAGAAAAACAUGUACUACACUACUAUUCGUAGUAUUGCAAUAUAGGCCACUUUACUAAUCGUAGAGUAUUUCAAUAUCUAGGCCACUUUUACUUCCCCCUCCACAUUUGAAACAACAAAUAUUGCAAUAAAAAAACAC